Haliotis rufescens (red abalone) is the source of this 2696-nucleotide messenger RNA. Its product is annotated as protein FAM114A2-like. The transcript has 13 exons. Lineage: Eukaryota; Metazoa; Mollusca; Gastropoda; Lepetellida; Haliotidae. The record is from RefSeq and is a predicted model, not a curated record. Bases 119 to 2263 code for a protein of 714 amino acids.
AUUUCCACUUCCGUCUAUCAUACGCAUGCGCGUUCAAACAUCAACAAAGUCACAUUUUGCACAGUUGACGUGGCUGGCGCAAUAAUUGUAAACAAUCUGGUUGUGCUAGUGUGAAGCCAUGUCUGACACAGACGAUGAGGCAGCGUUCGCCAGUGCUGAUGAAGGGGAUCAGAGGGAGAAGGGAGGUAAAGCGGAGACGAAGGAUGGAGCUGCAGCUGCAGUACCAUCAGAACCAAUGAAGAAAGAAUCGGGGAGGAAUCAAAAGAAGAAAGGCAAAAAAGGUGGAAAGAAGAAUGCCAACAAUGACUCCCAAAAAGACCCAGCAAAACCAGAGUCGGGCUCGAAGAAAACCACUGAUGUCAAACCUGGGCAAAAGACUGGUAAGGAAGGGAGUAAAACAGAAACUAAGCAGACUGGUAAGGAAGCGAGUAAACCAGAAACUGAGAAGUCUGGUAAGGAAGCCAGUAAAACGGAAACUGCGAAGACUGGUAAGACACAGUCUGGUAAAACAGAAACGGAAAAUACAAAGUCAAGUGUUGAAGAAGUGAAGGGUGAUAAACCAGAAACAAAGGCUGUUGAGGAAUCUAAGUCCAGUGGAGGCGAUAUUGGAGAUGGAAAGGCAAGUUCAAAACCAGCUGCAGCUGAAGGGGAGACAACUGAAGGCAAGCUUGUCGGGGAGUCUGUUGGUCAGGAGGUCAGGACUAGUGGUACACCUGAGAAGGCACCUGCCCAGCCGGCUCAAGUUGCAUCCCCCAACCCACAGAGCAUCACCCGUGCUCAGGCAGACGCAGGGACUAAGGAGGAUAUAUCCGAGGUGCAAGAAGAAAAGCCAGAGAAAAAGGAGUCUGGAAGCUGGGGCUGGGGAGUUUGGGGAUCAUCACUGUUGACAGCAGCGUCAUCGUCGGUCUCCACUUUCACAAGUCAAGUGGGUGAGGGCUUCAACACGAUCGUGGAGUCGGUGGAGUCUUCCCUGGGUGCACCACCGCCCGAGGAGAUCGCCAGACUAGAGGAAGAGGGGAAGGCAAAGGAGCAGGCCGGAGAAGAAGAUGAAGACACAGAUGAGAAGGGGGCCCCGCAGUCUGGUGAUGGUGCAGUCAAGUCAUCAGGAGGGGAUGGGAGCACGCCACCAGUGGUUGUUGCCGAGCCCAUACCGUUGGUGGAUGGUGUGGUCGGCGAUGGACAGGCAGGGUUAGACAGUGGUCAGCCCAAAGAGGAGGAAAAAGGAGGAGGAUGGUUCUCCGGUUUUGGAGUCGCAAGCCUCACCAGCACGAUUCAAAACACAGGCAAGUCUCUAGUGUCAGGAUCCCUCGAUGCCGUGGAGGCUCUAGCUAGUGGUGGCAUCGAUGUCUUGGAGAAUAUUGGCAAGAAGACCAUCAACGUGUUGUCAGACCGUGACCCUGGCUUCAAGAAGACCAAGCAGGUGAUGUUUGACGGCAGCAAGAAGCAGAAUUUGUCGUCAAUGUUGCGUGAAGCGAAGGAGCGGGCGGAGCAGGAUGCGAUGCAUCAGGAGGAACAGGAAGAGGCUCGGAAACACAACUACGGGGCGCUGUUUGAGGACUUCCAGGGCAUGGCCCAUCUGGAAGCCCUGGAGAUCCUGUCCAACCAGAGUGAGAAGAAGGUGCAGGCCCUCCUGUCCUCCCUCCCUGACGACACCAUCCAGCAGCUGAAACCACAGCUCAUUGACAUCAAGAACAUCUUCGAGCUGGAUGACAGUGACUAUGAGGAACGUCAGGAGCACGAGUUCUUCAAGCUGAUCACCGACCACCUAUCUGAACUGCACCUGGGCACAACUCCGGAUAAGCUGAACAAGGUCCAGGAGAAGAUCCGGAAGUGGAUCAUCAACUUUUACGCUGAUCCCCCUGAAGGAGAAGAGAAGGAGAAGACAGAACCAAAAGAGAUUUUCCACACUGCUAUAGAGGCCCUGGCGGAGCUGACAGCCAAGUCCGUGGAGCAGUUCCACAAGGCCGGGGAGCUCAUCCUGCUGCAGCAGGACACUGACACUCCCUACCAGAAGCGCUCCAAGAGUCUCGCCAGUUUGACCCAGGUUCUAUGCACAGAAAUCUCAAUUCUCUCCACCAAGUUCACACAGUGUCUUCACAAAGUCAGUGAGGACCUGGAAGAUACUUCUGUUGUGACGCCCCUCGUCACCAAUGUCUAUCUGGAGGCCUCCAACUCGUCCACGUAUAUACAAGAUGGCUUCCAGCUGCUUCUGCCUGUCCUGCAGCAGGCUGCCAUACAGAACUCUCAGCUUGUCAAGUCAUGAUGCCCCGGAACCCUGUCUCGCUGUACAUAUGUCUAUAGUAGUGCUUUAAUGUCAGGACCAUUGUGAUACAUGGCUGUACAGUGUACAUAGAAGGACACUGUAAUGUCUUCAUGAAGCUGGCGUUACAAAAUGUAGAACUACAUUCUAAGUGUAACAUAUUGUCCCUAUUUAUGAUGACAACAAGAUUUUAACUGUGUUAAAUCAGGUGAACAGUCACCCAUGCUGCUCACACUGAUAUUUUUAGUGUGCUUAGAUGUUUAAUUAACUGAACAUAACUCAUCCACUAUGUUUAGUAAUAAUAAUAAUAAUAAUCACCUCGUGGUCAUGCUCUAAGCACAAGCAAACACACAGUCAAUAAGUAUUGGAGAAAACACGCUCAUGAGGUUUUGGUAGACGGAGCAUGCCCUGGGGAGAGGGAAAAACCAAGGGGGCG